AUGCCGAGUCCUAGCAGAGCCACACUUGAUCAGUCCCAGGGAAAGAUCGUGACGUCGUGCCUGAAAGUCGUCAGCGGCGUCACAAGGACACUUGGGCAUCUAUACUGGCAGCGUGGAUUCGUGCUUGCAGAGUCGCUGCGUCCUGAAUGGAGAGGUGCAGCCUCUCCCGAUGGAAACUUUACAGAUACGAGAUUUGCCUCGGUGUUUGCAUUCCGCACAGGUGAGCCAAUGAAGAUGGGAAACGAAGCUGCAUUAUUGUCGCUCUCACGACUGUCGCCGCUGACGUGGCUUGGAUUUCCUGGAUCGGGGACGAGGGACUCCGGCAUGCAAGAGUAG
Pestalotiopsis fici W106-1 is the source of this 336-nucleotide messenger RNA. RefSeq lists its product as uncharacterized. The record is from RefSeq and is a predicted model, not a curated record. The coding region runs from base 1 to 336 and encodes 111 amino acids. Lineage: Eukaryota; Fungi; Ascomycota; Sordariomycetes; Amphisphaeriales; Sporocadaceae. The transcript has a single exon.